CCAGUUUUUGACCAUCUAUUUUCGUGUAUAUAUUGUGGAAGAUUUUGCAGAUAGUGGAUGUUGAGAAUAUUGUGCUGCUAGGUGAACACUAGAGAGAUUACUGACUUCUAAUUAACUUGAGCCAUGGAGAAAAUAAUCAGCAAGAUAUGCAUGUACCUUCGGAGGCUCGGUUGUCUACCACCAGGCCAAAGCUCUACUAAAGGUCGAUUACUUUUCCUGAUGAGCAUAUACUUCAUCCUACAAGCACACGUGAUCAUAGUGCAGAAGUGGAACCUAUUCGAACAACGGAUCACAGCCAUGGAAAACAUAAACAUUUUCUACGCCUUCUUCUUCGCAAUCACUGACUACUACCUGUUUCCCCAGCACCUGAAGACUAUGAUGGAGGUGAUCAAAUUUCCGCACUACAAAUACGAUAAAAGAUUACACCAACCAGAUUUGGCAGCUGAGUGUAGCGAUAUGAUAAGACAUACUAAACGAACCUGGUCUAAAACUGGGAUUAUUCUAGAAAUCGCGAUGAAAUGUUUCUUUUUCAGCUCCAAUAUUCUGCCUGUUAUCGGGUUCAUACAACACACCAUGGGUUAUGAAUCUGAGAACGAUCUAACACUGCCUUUUGUCUCAUACUUUUCUGUUGGUAAAAACAACCUAAAAUCCUAUAUUUUCAUAUUGUUAGUUGAAAUGAUAUACAUCUACUACGCUUUUAUACUAGCAAUACUGCUGUAUUUAAUGACAAUUGCCAGUGUGCAUAAUGUGAUACUAGAAAUGCGACUGUUCUGUAUGUGUUUGCAAGGAUUCAAUGAGAAUUAUUUGAAAAGAAUCGGCAGCAUUUGUGAUGCUAAUAAGGAUCCUAAGAGAAGCGGGGGAGAUGAAAUAAGGGAUGAAAUAUUGAUCUUGAAGUUGUUAUCUAAAGAAUUGUCAGAGCAUCAUCAACUUAUAUACAGAAAAGUAUAUAUGCUGAAGAAGGGGUUCAAAUUCCAGCUAUGCUAUGGAAAUGGUGUAAUUUGCUUUCAACUCUGCUUCGCUACAUUUUGUUUCUUGAAAGACGAUCUGAUGUUCAAACUGAAAUACGGGACAGUUACUUUCCUUGUAGCACUUCUUCUACUCAUUUUUUCUGAGAGUGGACAAGAAAUACAGAGACAGGAUGAAAAAUUGCACAUGGUGCUUUAUGAGUGCUCAUGGUACAACAAACCAUUAUGGUUCCAAAACUGCUUCAAAAUAAUGUUGACCCGCAACAGUAUACCAAUCAGAAUGGACGUUUACAAAAUUUUCACAUUGAAUAGGAACAAUGUAACGGUUGUGCUGAGAAGUGUAUAUUCGUAUUUCAAUUUCCUUAGACAGUUUUCUGGAGAUUUGUGAAAACGUGCAUGUAUUUAAUACGUAAUACCAUUCAUUGGGAAAUUCAUAUUUCAACUAGGGUAGAAUCUCAGUGAUCAUUCAACUAUUUACUGAUCAGUUAUGUAUUGAUCAGUAGGCUACUACUUACUGUUAUCAUAAUUCUUAUACUAUUUUGAUUAAACAUAUUAAA
Messenger RNA from Nilaparvata lugens (brown planthopper), 1522 nucleotides. RefSeq lists its product as uncharacterized. Bases 124 to 1353 code for a protein of 409 amino acids. Gene Ontology annotation, cellular component: plasma membrane. The record is from RefSeq and is a predicted model, not a curated record. Gene Ontology annotation, biological process: detection of chemical stimulus involved in sensory perception of smell; sensory perception of smell. Gene Ontology annotation, molecular function: odorant binding; olfactory receptor activity. The transcript has 6 exons. NCBI's taxonomy places the organism in Eukaryota, Metazoa, Arthropoda, Insecta, Hemiptera, Delphacidae.